Messenger RNA from Orbilia oligospora ATCC 24927, 2457 nucleotides. RefSeq lists its product as uncharacterized. The coding region runs from base 1 to 2457 and encodes 818 amino acids. The transcript is spliced from 4 exons. Lineage: Eukaryota; Fungi; Ascomycota; Orbiliomycetes; Orbiliales; Orbiliaceae. The record is from RefSeq and is a predicted model, not a curated record.
AUGGGCAAAGGCAAGGAAAUUGAUACCGCUAGCGGCGGUGCCACUGGGACCUUCGAAGACCCCCACAAACUCACCUUCAGCAUCAAAGAUCUCCCCGCGAACUCCGUAGUUCUCUAUCCCGACCAAGCGCAGAUUACCCGUGACAUUGAAAAUGUCCAAUUGAAACCGGGUGUCAACGAAGUCACAAUUAAAGAUCUGACAGGAUAUUGCCAAGAACACUCGAUCAAAGUAGAGGGUAAAGGCGAUGCCGUCAUCACCGAUAUGGUCGUCGAAAUAGCAUGGUUCACCAGACCUCCCGGGCAAGGUCUCUUCGGCCAGCGUGCCCAGACCAGCUUUUCAGAUGAUUCUUCAGAAUCAGAAGAUUCGGAAUCCGAGUCUGAAUCUGAACUUGACCCGGAGGAAGACCCUGCAUUUGCUGAAAUCCGACAGAUCGAUAAGGACAUCAAGGAGAUUCGUGCUUCUGCCCAAGAUGCCGCCGAAGAGUUGAAGAAUGCCGAAGUUCAGCUUGGAGCAUUGGAAAAAUAUGGUGGCACGAUUACAGCUGAAGUAGCUGCCCCGGAGACCAUGACCCAGUUCUUAGAUGCGUACCAAGAGUCGCGCAAGAUCUUGUAUAAGCAGCACAAAGCUGCCAAAGCCACACUCGAGAAGCUGGACAAGAGCUUGGUUGCUAAGCAGAAAGAGAGAGCCAAGAAGUUGAAGGGGCCGACAGCUGCUAAGCUUAAGGCUGUUAGGGAUAAAGCUAAGUCCAAGGCAAAGAAAACCGAGGCGAAGAGAGAAAAGAGAGAGCAAAAGGAGGCAGAGAGGCGUCUUCGCCCCGGGAAUAGCUAUCGCGUCAAGGUCAUGGUCGAGACCAACUCUGAAACUGAAGCUAGCCUCACCCUUAAAUACCUUGUCUACAAUGCCAAGUGGUAUCCACGCUACGACUUACGUCUCGACAGCACCUCCAACACUGGACAAAUCGUUUACCGUGCUCAUUUCGAGAACAAGACAUAUGAGACCUGGCGCGAUGCAAAGAUCACCUUCUCGUCAUCAGCCCAAACAUUUGGCGGGUUGAGGGAAGUCGUCCCUGUUAUGACACCUUGGACACUCUCACUUCAGAAAGGAUUCAAUCGCUUUGCCGGGGAUUCCGAUAACACCGCGGGGUUGUAUUCUAUCAAAGAGCAGCAAGCUCUUGCAAAGAAAGGCGUUUUGUUUGGUAACAACAAGCAACAGCAGCAGCAAAUGCAACAGCAGGCAAAUAUUGUUCAGGCCCAACAAGCCCAAGUUAAUCAAAUGAACCAACAGCCGGCGGCGAAAAUGGGUGGGCUUUUUGGACAGGCGAAUAUAUCGAAUAACCAGGGAUUCGUCGGCUUCGGCCAACCAGCUCCAAAUCAAGCGCCUGCUGCUGGCGGAUUAUUUGGUGCUCCAAAUAGCAAUAACAUUCCAGGAGCAUCUACUCUAGGUGAUCUCCCUGUUCAGGGCGCCUCCAACCCUUUCGGUGGGUUCGGCGCAACUCAGCAAGCAGCUACCGGUUUCGGACAGGCCACAAGUCUUUUUGGGCAACAAGCGCAAUCGGCCUUUGGGGCGACUGGAGGCGCAUUAUUCGGUGGCGGAGGUGCAGCUCCUCCUCCUCCUCCACCUCCUACGGAUGCUGAUCAGAGUGGGCCAUCAAAUGAAAAGCCUGAGGGGGACCCAGCGGCUGGAGAUGAUGGUGCUUCUACCCUUGCACCAUCCCGUGCCUCGAUGCUUAUCGCUGAAUCCAGCAGCUACGAGUCUUACGGAAUGACGACCGCGUAUGACAUCUCUGGCUUGAAAACCAUCAAAUCGAGUCCUCUUGUCCGGCGCCAGGUGAUCAGUACUAUUGAUCUUCCGUCUGUCAUAUUCACUUCAGUCGCAGUUGCUAAACUUCGUUCCGCUGCCUUCCUUAAGGCUCGCUUCAAGAACGCUUCCAAGCAUACCUUCCUUCGUGGUGUCGCAGGACUCACUGUCGACGGUUCCUUCUUGGGGCAAACGAAUAUUCCACAUUGUCCUCCUGACGAUGUCAUUAGUCUCUCACUGGGUGUAGACACCGGAGUUCAUGUCUCCUAUGCCAAACCUACACUCGUUUCUUCAUCCCAAGGAUUUAUUUCCAAGGAGAAUGUCACACUCUACAAACGUUCAAUUUUCAUCCACAAUGCCAAAUCGCAACAAUUGACACUCACGGUCCUCGAUCAAAUCCCAAUCUCUGAAGAUGAGCGCCUUAGGGUUAAUGUUGUUAAUCCCAAGGGUCUCCGUGAUGGCGGGGAUCCCGUCAAGACCGGCGCUCCUGGUAGUACCAACCUGGAUAACAAAUGGGGCGCUGCCUCUGCCGUUAUGAAAACUGCUGGGAAUGGAGAGAUCACGUAUACUGUCAAAUUGGAGAAAGGAAGAAGCUGCAAGUUGCCAUUGGAGUAUGAGGUCAAGUUGCCCGCCGGCGAGAAGAUCGUUGGACUAACUUAG